UCUGCUUGUACAAAAAUUACAGAACUUGGUAAUAUUUUUUAAUCUGUGAUGGUAAUUAAAUUUAAUGACAAUAAUAGUUUAAAAAAAUAGACAAUUAAAUAAUCAUAAAUCAUCAUGAUAUUGGAAUUAACAAUUGGUAUUUUAAUGUUAUUAAUACUUGGCUAUUGGUGGUCAAUAAAAACAUUUGAAUUUUGGAGUAAACGUGGUGUUGUAGGACCUCAACCUGUGCCACUUGUUGGAAAUAUUAUUGAUACAAUAAUUGCAAAAAAAUCAAUUGGUCAAUUGAUGCAAGAAUUUUAUAAAAAUUAUGAUAAUGAAAAAGUUGUUGGUUUAUUUGUUUAUCGUGAGCCAGUAUUAAUGUUGAGAGAUUUGAAUUUAAUAAAAGAUGUAUUUAUAAGUGAUUUUUCAAAAUUUUCAAAUAGACCAAUUAAAAUAUUUGAAAAAGCUGAGCCAUUAUCUCAAUCAUUAUUACAUCUUGGCUAUAAUAAAUGGAAACCAUUGAGAAAUAAAUUAUCACCAGUAUUUACAUCUGGUAAAUUAAAAGACAUGUUUAAUCUUAUAUUAAAUUGUGGUGAUAAUUUACAAAGUGUUAUGGAUAAAAUUAUUGAUAAAAAUAAUAUUAUUGAGGUACGUGAAUUAACAGCAAGAUUUACAACUGAUGUUAUUGGUGUAUGUGCAUUUGGCCUAGAAAUUAAUGCAAUGAAUAAUGAUGAUAAUGAAUUUCGUAAAAUGGGUAAACGUGUUUUUGAUAUAAAUUUAAAAAAAAUAUUAAUGUUUCAAUUUAAAGAAUUGUUUCCUUCAUUUUAUGAAUAUUUGGGUUCAUUUGUUGAUGAUAGUAAACUGACUAAUUUUUUUAUCAAUACAAUGAGACAAACAAUGAACUAUCGAAGAUUAAAUAAUAUAACAAGAAAUGAUUUUCUUCAAUAUCUCAUGGAGAUUGAAGAUAAUCCAGAUAAAAUUUCUAAUGAUAAAUUAACUGAUAGUUUUUUGGCAUCACAAUUGUUUAUAUUUUUUUUGGCUGGUUUCGAAACUUCGUCUUCAACAAUAAGUCAUGCAUUGUAUGAACUUGCACAACAUCAGGAUUAUCAAGAUAAAUUGAGACAAGAAAUCAAAGAAACAAAAGAAGCUAAUGAUGGCAAAUGGACUUAUGAUUCAAUUCAAAAUAUGAGCUUUAUGGAAAAAAUUUUUAGAGAAACUUUACGUAAAUUUGCUCCAAUUCCAAGAUUGAUACGUGAAUCCAACACUGAGUAUACAUUUUCUGGAACAAAUAUAACAAUUCCAAAAAAAACAAUAAUUGCUUUUCCAGUUUAUGGAAUUCAUUAUGAUCCAAAAAUUUAUCCAAAUCCAGAUAUAUUUAAUCCAGAAAAUUUCAGUCAAGAGGCUAUUGCAUCAAGACAUCCAAUGAGUUUUUUAAGUUUUGGAGAAGGACCAAGAAAUUGUAUUGGCAUGAGAUUUGCUUAUCAACAAUCAAAAGUUGGACUGAUUAAAAUUUUGGAACGAUAUCGUGUUGAUGUUUGUGAUAAAACAGAUAUACCAUAUAAAAUUAAUCCAAAAGCUUUCACGAUUAAUCCACUCAAUGGAAUUUAUUUAAAAUUGACUAAACUUUAAUUUUUUAAUAAGCAUUUAAUUAAUUACAUAAAUUUAUAUAUUUAAUUAUUAGAAAAACUAUCUUGAUGAUUCACCUAACACAUUGAAAAUUGAAUG
Messenger RNA from Aphidius gifuensis, 1704 nucleotides. RefSeq names its product cytochrome P450 6A1-like. Gene Ontology annotation, molecular function: oxidoreductase activity, acting on paired donors, with incorporation or reduction of molecular oxygen; iron ion binding; monooxygenase activity. The record is from RefSeq and is a predicted model, not a curated record. NCBI's taxonomy places the organism in Eukaryota, Metazoa, Arthropoda, Insecta, Hymenoptera, Braconidae. The transcript has 5 exons. The coding region runs from base 115 to 1608 and encodes 497 amino acids.